CGCGGGGCGUCGCGCGUUAUCCGCGAAAGUUGUCAAGAACGUAUAACGCGAUUGCAAAACGAAUUCGCGCGCAGCGCAACGAGAACGGGGAUGUGAUCUGAGACACGUUUAUAUAUUGUCCUACGAGACACGAACAAAGGUUUCAAAGUGAAGAAUCGAGUGUAGAGUCGUCGAGGUCCCACCCACGACAUGGCCAAGAACGUAGGGGAGAGUCGGAUACCUGUUCCACGGGCAGCUCGACCGUCGUUCUUUCCGAAAUCGAGAGUGCUCGAGGCGUCGAGGCUCUUGUCGGGAAGUCGGCGAUCCACGAUCUUCUCGGGAUGCUUUCAAUUCGUUAACUCCGAGGACGAGUCUCCUACGCGGCGGGAGAAGUUCUCUGGAUUUGCGACGUCAUCACCUAAAGUCAAAACCGAUUUGGCAGCGGAUCAGACGUACUCGUUAUCGCCCGUGUGGGACAUCGACAAGAAUGACGUGCAGCAAUUGGUUCAACUUAGUGAGGAGAAAAAUAGUCUUUUCAGGCUACUCGAGGAGUCUCAGCUGAGCAUGAUCGAGGACGUCAGUGACAACUGUCUCGUAGAAGCAAAUCUGAGCAACUACAAUGACGCAACGCCGCACUAUUUGAUGCUCAACAAGCAAAACUCUUUCGAACACGACGAGAGUCUUGGUAUAUUGACCCCGGACCAGAUGACCGAUUUCACAGUCGCGUUGGAGUGCUCCAGGACGCCAUCCUGUGAGAACCUCACCGGUUCGGCUGGUUCGAAAUUGGCGUUGACCCGAGCGUCCGCAUCGACGAGGCCUUUAGCAGACGUAGAACCGACGGAAGAGAAUCCUCUUUGCAGCGAAAGAACGCCAUCGCCAGAAGAGCUACCGCUCGAUCCGAAACCCGUGGAACCGAUCAGAAAUAAUACCGUGCCGGUGAGCUUCGUCACAUCAGUUACGAGCAUAACCAGUCUCGAGGCGGGUUAUCAGGGAGACGGUGAAAAUUCACGACCAGCCAGUCGUGGAGCGGAUCCACCGUCUAUGGCGGUACCUCCGGUCAAUCUUCCCGCACCUUGCCGGCAGGACCCAAUGACUGAUUCUGACUUUUUUACUGAAAGCGACGCCGACGCGCACGAGGAGAUUGUGCGGGGCGACAGGAAAGCUCAAGUAAUCGACGGCACGUUGUUCUGCGCGCCGGGUGAACGCGUGUGUCCGAGCUUCACCGGAGAGGAGAUGGACUCGAGCGGAAUUUACUCGGAUCUGGACAAACUGCAAGCGCCCGGCGAGCAGGCGCCAGAAGAAAACGAAGAUCAAACUCCGGACACCGCGGAUACUGAACUUUCUCAGAGGAGUCAGCUCUCGCCGGUCGCGGUAAAUGUCAUCAUGGAUUAUUUACAGAAUCCUGUAAAACCGACGGCGGACGAAAUCAAUAGCACAAACGAUACAACGGCCUCUCCCGAAGUAACGGUUGAAAGAAAAGUGGUUGAGAAUAAUGAAAACAUCAGACCCAAAGCACAAAGCAAGGCCGAUUCGGUGCCUUUGAAAAAAUACAAAAUGCCGAAAAGAAACGUUGUUUCAAAAAUCAAGGCGAUGAUCGAGUCAUCCUCGAAAGACGAUGCGGAAAAGGAGGCGAGACGAUCUCAGAGAUCGACCAGAAAAGGCGGGCGCUGGGACGCUGUGAUGAACAAAAUAGAAGCUGGUAAAAAUGAACAAAGAACGAGGUCAGCCAGGAAGGAAGUAAAAUCGAGAGUAUUGCAAAAUCUUGCUUUGUCACCUUCUACGAGACCAACGUCGAAAAAAGCCGGCGAUGCAAAUAAUAACAAUAAUAAAGAUAAAAGGAGAAGAGGCUGGCAAGAAAUGAAGUCACCGACACAAGAAACGGCUAGGAGUUCUGUUCGUAGUUCUAUGAGCGAUCUCAGCAGUGGUCCAAGUAAGGAAAUGUCAAAGAGAUCACCGACGUCGGCGAAUCCACCAAGAAGGUUCAUCUCGAACGGACACGCUAAUCAUCAUCAGGUUCAUGUGAAUAAUGCUUUUGACGCGAAGAAGAACUGCAUCGACGUGACGACGGUUGAACUCGAGAAGAGUCCGACGUCGGCGCGAAAGCCCGCGAUAACGAGGAGAUUAGCGGGUAACGCUACGGUGAAACAGAAAUCCUCCACGCCGUCAAUAAAAGAUCGUGAGUCCAAGGAAACUCAUCACACCACGUAUUCGGUAACGGUGAGGACAUUGGCGGAAACGCGGGAUCAGUCCGCGCAAACUACUGUACCCUAUGAAACUUUCCACACGGAACAAGCGGAACGAGCUGUACAAGCGCUUUCAAUAACCGUGAAAUAUCUGGCAUUCGAGUUGGAUGCGUUUGCCACUCCCCAACUAAAGACCGAUCUCGAUAAGUUGAAGGCCGAUUGCGAGAAGAUGAAAAAUGAACGGUCAGCCGUUCUUUCGGAGAUCGACAAUUUGCGCGCGAGAUGCGUUAGCAUGGAGGAAAGACUUGAGGUGGAGAGGGAAGAUCACCGGACAGCUUUGGACGAACUUCGCAUGGAAGCUCAUAGGGCAAAACAGAUCGCCACGCUGGUCGAAACUUUAAAAGAGGAGAGGCGCAAAUACGACAUCAGAUUGGACGAAAUCACGCGAGAACAUCGCGCAACGAUCGCGAAAUUACGCGCCGAGCAGAUUAACGAAAUGACUCGUAAGGAGGAGAUGAGAAGAUCCGUGGUUCACGAUCAGGGCGCCGCUCUAAUGGCGGAGAUCGAAUCGUUGAGAUCCGUGCUCGAGCUGAAGAGUCAGGAGAAUACGAAUCUUCGUUCGGAAUUAGACAGUUACAGGCGCGACAUCGAGGAGAAAGACGCUCUGCAGAUGCGACUCGACAUGGCCGAAGCCAGAUGCGAGGAUCUGAAGGCUCAGCUUCAGCGAAAGGAAUCGUUCGAGCGACAGAUUUCACACGAGAACGAAAUGCUUCAGGAAUCGAUUCAUCAAGUGUCCAAGCACAACAAGCGAUUGUCGCAGCGUAAUGAAGAAUUGCAAUGGAAGUUGCGAAAUAAAAAUGAUUGGGUGAGCGUUCUCGCAAAUCAACUGAAUCCUCGACUGACACGAUCCGCGGAUCCGGAACAGAUGGAAGCGCACAGCUUUUCGCCCGACAAAAAUGGCGCACAUUCUUCGUCUAUGAUGAAAUUUAUGGUCGAGAAAGGCGCUUCAGUCUCGUGGACUUUGGAAAUCGACGAUCUGUCGAAAGGAGGAUCAGACACGUACAACACGCUACCAAAAGUGGCUAGAUCCUGCGAUAGUGCGACAACAGUUUCUAGACAAGGAUCACUCAGAUUAACGGCGAAUAGACCCGUAAUGGACACGAGGGCGAGAUCAAAAAGCAUCUCGACAACGUGCGAUUCGGCGCGAGCUGCAGCGGCGGACGAAGCGGUCUCGUGGAAUCCGUCGUUUAGUUCGACGCCAGUUUCACGACGACAUCCCAGAAAGGAUCAAUCGUCACCCUCCUCGUCUUCGUCGUCGUCUUCCACAUCAUCGACCGCAUCGACUGUGAAUCCUGCGGUUGCCGCUGCGAUGGCGGCCGCUGCAGCAGCGGCGGCAGCGGCGGUGGAUGACUGUAACGUGGGCGGUGGUCCGAGACCUCAAGAGGCUGGCGGGGAGGCGAUGAUUUCCGAGGAAACAUCCGCGUCUAGCAGCGAGGAUGAGUCCUCCACCGGCAGCGAUAUCCCGCGUUUAGGAAUGCAGUUUGCUUGGGGCAAGCCGAUCAAGUAA
Messenger RNA from Pseudomyrmex gracilis, 3729 nucleotides. RefSeq lists its product as uncharacterized. Gene Ontology annotation, molecular function: microtubule binding. Bases 190 to 3729 code for a protein of 1179 amino acids. The record is from RefSeq and is a predicted model, not a curated record. The transcript has 11 exons. Lineage: Eukaryota; Metazoa; Arthropoda; Insecta; Hymenoptera; Formicidae. Gene Ontology annotation, cellular component: cytoplasm; nucleus.